AUGCUGUUUAGCGGUGCCAAAAUUUACAAGUUGGAUUGUGUUGAUAUUACGGUGUUGAAGAACAGUGGAAGUUGUAGCAAAAAUGCUUCUAUUUCAUUUGAAGAUAGCUGCUCUAGUAUUGUGGAUGAAGAUGAUUACCUUACUGAGGCAUUUAGGACUGAAAAAUUUCGUGGCGGUUCCCCCGAGUUCCGAGAGAAGCUCAGAAAAUAUACUGUUGAAGUUGGGUUCAGCUUUGUGUUUAUUAGAAUGAUUGGGAUAGAAUUCAUGCGGUUUGUUCCAAUUGGGGAACCGAAUGAUGUGAUUGGAAUCAAGUUCAAGUCAGCUUAUUGGUUUGAUAUAUCAUACAAGGUUGCUUGGAAAGCAAAGAAGAAGGCUAGGGAAAUGAUUUAUGGUUCUGAGGCUGAUUCGUUUAACAAGUUAACAUGGUAUAGGGAUACUGUAUUUGAGACUAACUCGGGAUCUUCGUUUGUUUUGGAAGUUGAUCCAUUGAGCAAUCGGUUUCAGAGGCUUUUCCUAGCUUAUGCAGGCUGUGUUAAAGGCUUUGAAUUCUGUCUUCCCUUCUUGUUUGUCGAUGGGACUUUUGGGAAGAGUGUCUACAAGGGGCAGAUACUUUGUGCAACUGGAAAGAAUGGAAAUCAUGGUUUCUUUCCUCUUACAAUGUGUGUCUGUGAUUCUGAGAUUGAUGCUAAUUGGUCCUUUUUCUUCCAACACUUGAAGAGCUUGCUGGAACCUCAAGGUAGAUUAAUUACGUCUACUAGUGAUCAUGGUGUUGGACUGUUGAAUGCUUUCGACAAGAUAUUUCCUGGUAAUCCUCAUCUUUUCUGUUACAAGCACUUGGUGCAUAAUCUUAUGACUAAAUACAAUGGUAAAGGGUCUUCUGUUUUGAAAGAUGAUGUUAAAAAGAAGUUUUUUGAGUUGGCAUAUUCGUGCACUGAAAAGGAAUAUCGUUUUCAUUUAAGAGACUUGAGAGAAGUUGGUGGUGCUGAUAUUAUAGAUUCAUUUCUUGCUGAUUUGCCUCUUCAAAAUUGGUGCCGCGCAUUUUUCCCUGGAUGCCGUUAUGGAAUUAUGGCUAAUAAUAUAGCUGAAUCUUUUAAUGCUUGGUUUGCUGUUGAGCGUGAGAUGCCAGUGUACACUAUGCUUGAUCAGACUUGGAUUAAGGUGAUGCAGAUGAUGGGUGAGAGGAGAGACGAGGCUCAAAUUUGGACCUCGCAACUUACUCCUGUUAUGGAGGGUCGUUUGAAAGAAGAUAAGCAUUUUCAUGUUGAUAAUUGCCAGAAGUGCUAUGAUUUUCCAAUUCAUCCAAUUUCCAACGUUGAUAUGGCUUCUUCGGAAUCUGCUAGCAGUGGCUUCAUACUUCCUCCAAAUGUAAAGAGGCCUCCUGGGAGGCCUAGGCUCAAGAGGGUCAAGUUUAGAGGAGAGUGUGAAAAGAAGCUCAUUCGUUGCAGCCGAUGUGGCAAAAUGGGACAACAUAACAAGAAGACCUGCACUGAACCUAUUUGA
This is a messenger RNA of Rosa chinensis, 1500 nucleotides long. RefSeq lists its product as uncharacterized. Lineage: Eukaryota; Viridiplantae; Streptophyta; Magnoliopsida; Rosales; Rosaceae. The transcript has 5 exons. The coding region runs from base 1 to 1500 and encodes 499 amino acids. The record is from RefSeq and is a predicted model, not a curated record.